Nilaparvata lugens (brown planthopper) is the source of this 1007-nucleotide messenger RNA. RefSeq lists its product as uncharacterized. The record is from RefSeq and is a predicted model, not a curated record. The transcript has 4 exons. The coding region runs from base 1 to 603 and encodes 200 amino acids. Lineage: Eukaryota; Metazoa; Arthropoda; Insecta; Hemiptera; Delphacidae.
AUGACUGCAAGAUCUUUAUCUGAGAAUGAACAGUGUGUCUCUGGUGAGAAAUUCGAGCACUGUGCUCGAGCUUACGAGCCGUAUAAAACAGUUAUGCAGAUAUCUUUGCGUGUCAUCUUGCCUAACAGUGACUGGAGGCUCGAGUUACACGCCGAAACUGCCCAAAAACAUUGGAAUGUCGUUCAUUUGCAUAGGUGUCACUUCCUUCUCUGGACAAGAAAUCAGCAGUUUGAUUUCGUUUACCUGGCAGGCAAGUCGGGUGAACCUGAGAUUUCGGCCGUUGAAGAGGAAGGACAGGUAAUCUCGAGAUUCUUCGGCCACUUGUACCUGCCAAUAUCCGGCGCUGAGGUCGACGGUGGAGUAUAUGGUCUUGCCAUGGAACGUCUGCAACACCUGAUCGAUCUGGGCGGGAGCUUCACGGUCGUCGUCGAGAAUCAUAUUCAGCUGGCGGGCGUCGAGACAGAGUCGGGUGGAGCCGUCCUUCUUCGAAACGCAGGUAAUACCAGGAAGGAGUAUGGGAAGCACUUUCCUUCGACUUGGAUCUCCAGGAGGCAUUGUUUAGAUAUUCGGAGACGACGUCCUGGUGUGACACCUGAUAGGUAGGUUGAGGUUAACGGUAAUGUGGCUAUUUCUGUUAUGUUUUUCAGGCGGGAAUAAGAAUCAUUCUGGAUUAAGCUAACUUGUGAUCCAGUAUCUAUGAGAGCUUUGAAUUGUAGGCUGGCUAUUUGUAUGGUUAUAUAGGUUUGAAAAUGUUCAUGUAUUUCUUGGAUGCUGGAGUUUUCUUCUUCUAGUAAGGUUUCUCUGAUGUUAUUAUAUAGCGUGGUAAGGCAGGUAGGUUCUUUUCCUGUAUCUGGAGCAGUGGGGUUGUCUAGAUUUUCCAUUCCAUUCAUUUUUGCAGGUUGGGUGGGCUUAAACCGUAUAGAGCGGCAACGACGGUAGAUUCCUCUGAGUUUCGGUUGUUUACCUUGGAUUAUUUCGACUGGCGGGGUUGACGGAUCAGUAUUUUU